Molecule: messenger RNA, 3564 nt
Organism: Hemibagrus wyckioides
Lineage: Eukaryota; Metazoa; Chordata; Actinopteri; Siluriformes; Bagridae
Exons: 5
Coding region: 1236-2102 (288 amino acids)
Source: RefSeq, a predicted model, not a curated record
AUUCGAGGUUGAUAGAACAUGAUGAUGUAAAUAAUCUAAAUUUCUUUUACCUCUCCUUUUAACCUCCAGGGCCUGGAUGAAACCAGGAAGCUGUCAAGAAAAAUCACUUUACUACAGAAACAGAUGAUUUGGUUUUAAUGUCACAUGCCACCAUGAGCUUUCGAGAACAAAUGCAGGAAGUGCAACAAAAGAAGUUUAUUGGGAGCCAGAGGGGCAAAAGCAAAGGGGCAGAACAAAGAAAGGCACACACUCAAUAAACAGAAAUAUAAUUGAUAUCAAUAAACCAGAGCACACAACCAGUGAGUGGAGAAAAAAACAUUAAAAUCGAACGUCCUGAAAGAUGUAUUAGAAACUUGUGGAAGUCACAUAAUCGGUGUCUUGACAGGUCUGUGGCCUAAACUAGCAUAACUUUUAAUCAAUCAAUAUCAGCUUCCAUCACAAUAAUAUCAUGCUUAUGACCAUGGUGAUGACCUGCACCUCACCUAGUGACCCAAACCUCUGCGUAGAAAGGCAUCUUGCUUGGUUCUGUGACCAGUUAAACCCAUCAUAUAGCUCAACCACAAGGUUAAAGGUCUCCACACUAAAGUAUGUACAUGCAAGCAGAAGGUGUCCAGGUGUUUAAACACCACCUGUGGCAGUUUGAGGGGUAAGAUAGAAUUUUUCCUGCAUUGGCAUAUCUUGGAAACUUCGCCUCACACCUCCAGCAUCCUGGGUUCAAGUCUCGCUCCCGCUCACUGUGUGUGUGGAGUUUGCAUGUUCUCCCAGUGCUUGGUGGGUUUCCUCUGGGUGCUCCGGUUUCCUCCCACAGUCCAAAGACAUGCUUCUAGGCUGAUUAGACCCGAGUAUAGAUCGGAUAAGGGAUAUCACAAGAUCCUGGCCUAGGGAUGAAUCUCCAGGGAUGGCCAGCAGGUCAGUUUGCUGGGAAUGAGUUUCAGCUAAUGAGCCACCAUACAUAAUGAUAUGUCCACCAGACAUGCUGAGUUUGGAGCAGAAGUUGUGGUAUCUGAAAGAGGGAAGCAGAAUAUAAGUUAAAUUUCAUCAGCAUAGCAAUUGUAAGAGAACUCAUGUUAGGAUAUAACUUUGCCAAGAGAGUCGAUAUAGAGGGAUAAAAGGAGAGGACCAAAUUCUGAUCCUUGUUGGACACCAGUGGAGAGUCUGCAUGGAGCAGAUGUCGAUCCCCUCCAUGUUACCUGAUAUGACCGACCAUCCUGGUAGGUAGGUCGCAGGAAGUUUGGAUGUUUCCAGUGUUCAUGUUUCAAGAUCUACUCAGGGUCAAUUUAAGCAACAAUACAAACAGAGCAAUAAAUACUGUGUUUAGAUUUUACUAUCAAUCUUAUCCUAGAAUCCUAUGCAUUCUUUCAGGGCAUCUUGUAGUGACAGGAUCAGACCAAGCUGUCUUUGCCUACAGAGGUGAGGAUGUCAUACUGAACUGUUCUGUAGAUUCACAUGUACCAGCCAGUGAGAUCGAAGAAGUGACCUGGAAAAGGACAGACAGAGACCCAGAGAUCCUCGUCCUGUUUUAUCAAAAUAGUGAGAUCUUCCCAGACUCCUCACAUGAGAGUUACCAGGGCAGAGUUGAUUUAUUUUCUUCCGAAAUCCCGAAAGGAAACUUCUCUUUAAAGCUGGUGGAUCUAAACAUGGAAUAUAAAGGAGAAUUCACAUGUGAGGUCCACACCAGGAACAUGUCAGGAUGUACCACUGUGCUUCUUCAAGGUGUAGGUUUUGCUGCCCUCCAUAUAGCAAUAUUAGUGUUGUGCUCUGUUGCACUGUUACUUGCAGUGGGAUUUUGUGGACCUGUUUGUAUCCUGCUGAGAAAGAAAGUUGCUAGCAAAGAGGGCAUGAAAUGGCACAUUUUUCUGAUUCUCUGUCCAAACAUCUGCAUGUUUUUGAGUUUCUGCUUGUGGUCAUCAGAAGGGUUUCUAUCUGAGGUCAUCAUUUGUUCAACUGUUAGUAUCAUGAGGCCUGUUAUCUUGAUGAAAACAUCAUCUUAUCUCGGCAUGUUACCAGAGCGGAUACAAAAAACAGUGAAGGCUUUGGCUGUUCCACUUUACCACUUAACUAUAUCAACAGCUGCAUGUUCAAGUAAGUUUACACUGAAGUAAGUGUAUAGUGCCUUUGUGCUCCUUUAAACUACAAUCUCCUUCCUUCCUCGUUUACUUUCUUUCUUUAGUAUUUAGUAUAUUGUAUAAUAAAACUCACCACAAGAGCUACAGUCGCGUCCUAUAAUAUAUGUUAAAAUCAUCAUAUUAUUAAAAACUUAUAAAAAUAUUCUUUGUUAUUUAUUUCCCUAAUGGCCGAAUGCAGCUGCUAGUCACAUCAGUGAUCCAAAUUAAUGUGCUCUUUCUUCAAUAUUUAAUAAAAAAAUAGUGAAUUUUGCUUUGGUACAAAAGAAUUAUUUCUUAGUUAUGGCUACAUUUGUGUACACAUACACAAACUGAAUAAGCAUACAACAUUCCCUUCAUUUCCUUCAUUUUUUUCAUUAACAAAGCUGCAUGAAAAUAAACAUUGUUCUUAUUUCCAAUAAGGGGGGCUCAGGGAAAAUCUGGACAUUCUGCAACAGUAUUGGCAAUCAUAGCAGUGGUGAUUGUCAUCAGUUCAGUUAUAUUAGGUAAGGCAGAAUAUAUUUAAGAAAGAAGAUUAUUUGCUCUUUGGUGAACUUUCGACCUUCGUAUUACACUGGUCAACAAAUUUUAUGGAAAACGUUGUUUCCUCUACAAUUUUUGGUGAAGCCAAUAGAUUUUUAUAUGCUGAACACAAAUGUGUAUUGGUAAUUUUUCUAUCACGUAGGGUUUUUAAAUAAACUGCAUUAACACAUUAACACUGUAAUUGUCUUCAGUAUUGCAUAGGCCUACGCUAUGAUAUUGCUAGAAAGCAACAUGAGAGACAACUAGAAAUGUUUUGCUGCAGAUUUUCGCUUAUAGUCACUGUCCGAAGCUUCACAUAUCAGUGUCCAACAAUAGUCUCCCAGCAUUGAUGGACUCCACUUUCCCUGGUAGCAUUUCUCCAUAGUGGCAAUGUCUUGGUGAAACCUCUCACCAUGUUCAUCACUGACGACUCCGAGAUUGGCUGGGAAGAAGUCCAAGUGCGAAUGAAGAAAAUGUAUCUUCAGUGACAUGUUGCAGUUCAUCGACUUGUAUGCCUGAAGCAGUUUCAACCAGUUCAAUGUAGUUUUGUGCCUUGUAGCUGCCCAAAAAGUUUGACACAACAUUCUUGAAGGCAGUCCAUGCAACACGUUCGGCACCCUGCAGAAGGUCAUCAAAGUGACUAUCCAUCAUCACCUCUCGGAUUUGUGGGCCAACGAAAACGCCUUCUUUUAUCUUUGCGUCACUGAUGCGCGGAAACAUUUGUUGCAAGUAUGCAAACGCUUCACUUUGUUUAUUCAUUGCCUUCACAAAAUUUUUCAUUAGUCCAAGUUUGAUGUGCAGUGGCGGAAGAAUUAUGUUCUUCGGAUCAACCAGUGGGUCAUGUGCAACAUUCUUCUGCCCUGGCAACAAUUUCCUGCGAGUAAUGUGAAGUUCUUGCUCCGCUGUCCCACUCGCAAAGAAAACAACAAUCCUUGGUGUA